AUGGGAAACGUUGGGAGCCGUCUGGAUGAUUCCGGGACCCUGUAUUUCAAGGAUCAGACUAGGUUUACGGUCGCGUCUGUGACAAUAACGAAUUCCCGGCGCCGGGUGCUUUUGAGCUUAGUCCCAAACGCUUACCCUGCUACCCGGUACACUGCCAAGCGCGACGUUGGUGAUGACUGCCCGAUUGAAUACGUACAGGACCCCGACCUUUCUUCCGCCGCCCCGGCGCCUACCUUUCUUUUGCGCCUGUCCAACGAGGAUGAAUUGAAUUUCCACUUCACGUUUAUACUCAGACAAACACAAACCGGAAACGUCGCAAGCUCUACCGUCAAUGGAGUCUCCACUUCUUUGCCUGAAGUGGCCGAUACGGUGCUCACCGGACUCACGUUUGCGCAUGCGCCCAACUCGAAGGAAUUAGACAAUCUGAUCACCAGAGAGUUCCAUGCCAAUCCAAAUUUACAGAAUAACUCCAACGUACAGUUUGUCGGGGAUUACUCGACAGGAGGCAACCCCUCCGUUCAGUUCGAUUGGUCUUGGAAAUGGAAGCCCCCGAAGACGGUGGAGGACAAGGGAGGCGGAUGGCGCAACAGCUGCAGUUUUCUGGACUAUGACCAGAGAGCUAACCGACUGAACACUCUCGCUCAUUUUUCGUUUUGGGUGCAGAAUUCGGUACGCGCGUUGCCGAGCCCGCAAAUACUGUCCCCCAACCUGGAACUCCUGGUCCCGCCCCGUGAUCGGGUACCCUCCUCCCACUCUAUCCUCACCCAUUCCAGUGAUGUAGACGUGGUGCCGAACCCCCAGAAUCCGCCCAGCACGCCACCGGAAAUGAGCGACUCGCCGAUCGCAGCACAGGCUUCCGCACCUCCUCCAGUCAAGGUUGACCUUCCACAUUCGCGGCCCGGUGAAGACAUGAGUGUUGUUGAAGAUGGCCCGCUUUUUCGGGCUACUAUGAAAGCAUUGGAGCAGAAGACAGGUAAUAUGCGCGCUAAAAUUAAGAAAGUGUUGAAGAAGGCGGAGGCGGCCCAACAGGCGCAGACCUCCUGCAACGACGCGGUGGAGGCUUUCUUAUCUGCCCUGAACGAUGCAUCAACGUCUAAUGCGAAUGCGAUCCAACCGGCGCUCGAUCAUUACUUUGAGAAAAUAGCGCGGCAGAUCUUAAAUUACGAGCGACUCAACACUCUGCAACUUCAAAAGCUUGUCAUCGAACCGCUGAUCAAGCUGUACCAUAAUGACAUCAAGCAAGCUGAAGCCAAAAAGAAAGAAUUCGAGGAGGAAAGUCGGGACUAUUAUGCCUACGUCAGCCGUUAUCUUGGACAGCGACAGGAUUCCUUGAAGGAGAAAAAACGAGCCGAAAGUGAUUCGAAGUAUCAAGCGAAAAGACGAACGUUCGAGCUGAAGCGCUUCGACUAUUCCUCGUUUAUGCAGGACUUGCACGGCGGCCGUAAAGAACAGGAAGUUCUCUCGCAUCUCACCAAAUUUGCAGAUACGCAAGCGAAGAGCUUCCUUGCGGCCGCUAAGAAGAUCGACGACAUGACGCCACAGUUGGAUGCUCUUAUCCACGAGGUUAGUCAGGCCGACAAAGAGUUUCAGUUUCAGAGAACCGAGAGGGAGGAAAAACGGCGCGCCUUGGAAAAGAGCAGCAACACUUACGUCGAGCCUGACUCUUUGACCGGCUCGACGGCAGCGCCGGUGCUGUCAGGCAAUGGCAAUGGCAAUGCCAACCAGAAAUCCGACGGCGAGCUGGGACGCGCGGAUAGCACAGGAUCUCAGCUGCGAAACGUCAUCAGCAACACUUCUUCACUAUCAUCACAGGCCAACCCCUCGAGCUUGAACCCUCCGGCAGGGCCGCCUUUAACGCCAUCCACUGGCUCAAGCGGCGCUGACCAUCUGAUAGGCCAACAAAGGAAAGAAGGCCUUCUCUGGGCAUUAUCACGGCCAGGGUCCCAUAUCGACCCCAAGGGCAUCAAUAAACAAGCCUGGCACAAGUUCUGGAUCGUGCUGGACCAAGGCAAACUGUCGGAGUAUAGCAAUUGGAAGCAAAAACUCGAUCUGCACAUGGAUCCGAUUGAUCUGCGGAUGGCCUCGGUGCGGGAAGCUCGGAAUGCAGAACGGCGGUUUUGUUUUGAGGUCAUCACCCCUCAGUAUAAACGCAUUUACCAAGCAACCUCCGAAGAGGACAUGAACAACUGGAUCCGCGCCAUUAACAACGCCUUGCAAAGCGCCGUUGAAGGCCGGGGCAUGUCCUCGCCCCCUCUUUCCGCCGACAACGAUGGGUCACCUGGCGGCCGUGACAUUGGCUCCGUCUUGACGGGCAAAAGCUCCUCGUAUUCAGGGCAGCAUGCCACGUCGACGAGCUCUAGUAACAGCGUGACUCGCCGCACCACGGUCGGGGCUCGGCCCAGUUACGUCCGUGAUAGUCAUAGUUUCGAGGAAAACCCUUCCAAGCUGCUUCAGACGGUUCGGGAUGCCGACCAAGGCAAUAAUUGGUGUGCCGAUUGCGGAUCUACAUCGAAGGUUGAAUGGGUCUCCAUCAAUCUGGGGAUCGUCUUGUGCAUCGAAUGCAGUGGCAUCCAUCGGUCUCUUGGGACUCAUAUCUCCAAAAUCCGAUCCCUUACGCUGGACGUCAACUCCUUCUCCAACGACAUCGUUGAGAUCCUUUUGCAAAUCGGCAACCGGGUGAGUAACAUGGUCUGGGAGGCGACCUUGGAUCAAUCUCUGAAGCCCAUGGAGACGUCGACUCGCGAACAGCGGCUCAAGUUCAUCACGGCCAAAUAUAGCGAGCGAGCUUACGUGCAGCAGCUGCCCUCCCCGCUAUCACGCUUUGCUACGCCGGACGAAUCGCUUCUUGCCUCUAUCAAACGGAAUGAUAUCCAGGGGGUGCUCUAUGGAAUCGCGCUUCGCGCCAACGUGAACAUCACGGAUCGCUCUCGUAAUACGCAUGCGGUUUUCCUGGCUCUGGCAGCCGCGGAUCCGGCGUCCCCCGGGUCGAGUUCCUCAAGUCUUCCGCCAAGACCAAGCACCGCGACUUCCGUCAAGAUCAUCCCGUUUCCGAUUGCCGAGCUUCUUGUCCAGAAUGGGGCCGAGAUACCCUCUCAGCCGCCCCCGAUCCCUCUUUCCUCGGCAGCUCAACUGUACCUCAAUCAGCGGACCGCACGAGUGCCUGCGUUGGGCGUCCCCCCUAGCCAGUCUUCAUCUGGAAAAUCAAGCGGGGAUACCUUGGGCACCCUUCCCAGUCUACGGGGAGGGGGGAGUGAUACCGUGUCAUCAUCCCAGGGACCGAGUUCCCUGGAUAGCAAGGAACGCGAAAAGCUCCAGAAGAGAGGCAGCGCGGGUGCCAGAUUUGCCGGCAAGGUCGCGUCUCUGGGCAUCGAUCGAUGA
Molecule: messenger RNA, 3378 nt
Organism: Aspergillus steynii IBT 23096
Lineage: Eukaryota; Fungi; Ascomycota; Eurotiomycetes; Eurotiales; Aspergillaceae
Product: putative ARF GTPase activator (Csx2)
Exons: 5
Coding region: 1-3378 (1125 amino acids)
Biological process (GO): intra-Golgi vesicle-mediated transport
Cellular component (GO): endosome; cytoplasm; trans-Golgi network
Molecular function (GO): GTPase activator activity; protein binding
Source: RefSeq, a predicted model, not a curated record